Molecule: messenger RNA, 1084 nt
Organism: Dromaius novaehollandiae (emu)
Lineage: Eukaryota; Metazoa; Chordata; Aves; Casuariiformes; Dromaiidae
Gene: LSM4
Product: LSM4 homolog, U6 small nuclear RNA and mRNA degradation associated
Exons: 5
Coding region: 147-563 (138 amino acids)
Biological process (GO): P-body assembly; mRNA splicing, via spliceosome; spliceosomal snRNP assembly
Cellular component (GO): P-body; U6 snRNP; spliceosomal tri-snRNP complex
Molecular function (GO): U6 snRNA binding
Source: RefSeq, a predicted model, not a curated record
GGCGCCGCUGCGUCGCUUUACGGCCGAGGCCGGGUCCCGGGCGCUGAUUGGUUCCGCCGGCGCGGCGCGGCGCGCUGAUUGGCCCCGCGCGGCGCCGGGGGCGGUUUGAGCGGCGGGGCCCGGCGCGCGGCGGCGGCUCCGGCACGAUGCUGCCCCUGUCGCUGCUGAAGACGGCGCAGAACCACCCCAUGCUGGUGGAGCUGAAAAACGGCGAGACCUACAACGGGCACCUGGUGAGCUGCGACAACUGGAUGAACAUCAACCUGCGGGAGGUCAUCUGCACGUCCCGGGAUGGUGACAAGUUCUGGAGAAUGCCCGAGUGUUACAUUCGUGGCAGCACGAUCAAAUACCUGCGUAUCCCCGAUGAAAUAAUUGACAUGGUGAAAGAAGAGGUGGUGUCGAAGGGCAGAGGUCGCGGUGGGAUGCAGCAGCAGAAACAGCAGAAGGGCCGUGGAGUUGGAGGUGCUGGACGAGGCGUGUUUGGUGGCCGUGGCCGAGGAAUACCAGGCAGCGGAAGAGGCCAGCAGGAAAAAAAGCCAGGCAGACAAUCGGCGAAGCAGUGAGCAGCGGUCUGCGCCCUGGCCAGAGACAGUGCUGGGAUGCUGCUUGGUUUUGUCACCUCAGGAUUGCCACGUGUUCAAAAGUGUUAAAUUUCUAGUCUUUAGUCAGCUAUUCGAUGCCUGAAUCAUGUCACUUGGAAGCCCCUCUCGGUCUAAUCGGUAAAGUGAAGUUUGCUGCUUCUAGUCAGAAAAUCUGUAAUUGGAAAUACUUUAAAAAAAAAAAAAAAAAAAGUCACUUGUGGUAAAGGACCUAACCUCAGUCUUCUCUGGAGAGUGAAAGCGCUGUUUAAUUCUUCAGAGUCACCAGGUUUAAUUUAGUAUUACCCUGUAUAGUGUUUUAAGAACUGAGGCAAACACUUUUUUGAGGAUUGUUUGUUUUGUUUUUAUACUUGAAACUUGGGAAAGCUGUUGCAUUUGUAACAGAUGCAAACAUUUUGGUUUAAAAACACUGAGCUCGAGAAUAUUGUAUCUUUACAUGAGUAGUCUUAAGCGUUCGUUUUUUUAAAAAAAACCUUUUAAAGCUA